AGCCAGGUCAUUUCUUCCACACUCAAGUUAAAUACAAAUGUCCCUAAAUUGUUUGUAUACAAACCAUUAUGGACGAAUCAAUGCAAAUUUGUAAAAGGUGCAUACGACUGUCCAGUAGUCUUUCAUAAAAAGAAUUUUUACCAGCCAUGGUUAUCUGAAAAUUAUUAUUAAAAAUAAAACAUAGGAGAUGUGUGUGUGUAUACAUUUUUCAUGAUUGUGCUUUCACUGCAAAUUCAUUGAGCAUUGCAGCUCAUUGAUCUGAUGGGAGGAGGGAGGUGGGGGCGGGGUUAACCAAGGCGGUGCAGAAAUUCCUUAUGAAUGGAACCCGGACUGGUGACGUCAAUGGGGGCGCUUGACGCAUGUGUCACGUGUCCCGGGUGGUCCUCUAUAAGAGGCACUGACGCUGUCCGCGGUGCUGAAAACAAGACGAGGGAGACGAGGAAUCCCGGCUUUGGAAUCCAAGCAAGUGGAGCGGACGUUAGGAAAUCCUAAGAAGAAAAACAAAAACAGAAAAGGACGUUAGGAAAUCCUAAGAAGAAAAACAAAAAAAGAAAACAGAAGAGCGACUCAAAAGGAGGACAAGGAGAAGAGAAGGAGAAGGAGAAACGCACACCCACGGGGAAGUGUGCUGUGAAGCGUGACAACAAGACUGUGACGUCCUAAGGAGCGGAGGCUGGAAUCCCCUCACAGUGCUCCCACCUCAACGGGAUUGUUCACGAUGCAUGGAUUCGGUGUUGUCAUCAUCAUCAGCACCUUCAUCACUGUUCUCGUCACAGCCAAGCUAUUAUCACCAUGACUCCCCCCCCCCCCACCCCUCAUCAAAAAUAACCCCACUCAAAAGGAAUUUCUUCAUCCUGCUCACCAGAGGCCAUGAUGGGUUCCCGCAACACCCCAAGUGUCCUUCUCCUCUUGGUUGUCUUUGCGUGGGCCUCCUCGGCUGUCCCCACCGCGACCCCCGACACCCAACGUGUCAUCCCUACCGAGAUGGCGCCGUCGAGAGAUGGGCAGAGCGACGGGGAUGAGGAUCGAAUCGCAGAGAGGGAGGCGCAAGGAGAUGACCUCUUUGACGACAUGGAUCCCAAAACACUCGCGGCGCUUUUGCUGGGGGCGCUCAAUCACACCCGGGCGGAGAGCAGGAGGGAGGAAGACCCCGUGGCGGGAGACCAACCCGAAGGAGAAGAGCGGGAUAGAGAUGGUAGACUCAAGCUGGAGCUGCUGAUGGCCUCACAAGCGAGGGAGGAGAAGAAAAAAGCCGAGGAAGAGGAGGAGAGGAUGACGGAACGGGUGAGCAGUCGCACCACGAGCCAGACGGUCCCGGCCCGGAAGCAACCGCCGGCCGAGCAAGGCGCCGAGGAAGAGCAGCUCAACCCGGAGGAGCUUAAGAAUCUGGAGACCAUGAUGAAAGAAUUUCCACGUUUGGAUACGGCCGCAAAGAGAGCGGGGGAGCCAAACCAGAGGGAAAGUCGCGGCUACAGCAGCUACAAUGACAUCAUCCCAUUCAACAAAGGCAACAAUGUGGCGCUGUCCAAGAAGAAACUGAAAUGGCAAGAGGAGACCCAGCAGAACUUGAAUGUUCCAUCAUUCAGAGGCAACUUCAUGGAUGACUUCAAAGACACGCCUCCGCCCGAAGAGGACGAGGAGGAGGAGGAGGAGACGUUGAGUCCCCAAGAAGAGGAGGCCCGGGCCAAAGCCGAGCAAGAGGAGAUGAGGAGGCAAGCCGCCGAGGUGCAGCGAGCCAAAAUGGAGGAGGAAAAGCUAGCAGACAUCGCCUCGGACAUGUUGCUGCGCUACAUGGUCAAGCAGAACGGCGGCGGCAGGAAGUACGCCUCGUCUUCCCCCAACGCCGCCGAAGACAAGAGGUCCGAAGAAGAGCAGGAGGAGGACGACAUCGACCCCCAGACCAUCGACAAGCUGAUCGAGAUCUCCAGCAAGCUCCACCUGCCCGCCGACGACGUGGUGGACAUCAUCAGCGACGUGGAGAAGAAGAAGAAAAAAGACGUGAACCCGCAAAUCCCCGUGUCCUCAUUUCCGGACUCCGAAAGCCGUCCGAUGACCUUUCCCCUCUCCAAGCAACCGUCUCCAUCGCGCCAUCUCCUAAAAAACUGGUUUCAAGAGCAAUCGCCAACGAAAUCCAAGGAAUUCUGGAGCACUCCGGUAUCCAAACCUUAUAUGUGGCCCAAAGCUCUGAAACCGGUGAAGCAAAGCCAAUGGAGUUGGACGCGCUACCCGUACACCCGGCCCUCCUUCUACCCGGUCUACUUCCCUCCUCCUCGCCCCACGUACCGAUACUACGUACCCAACCGCGCUCUGGCCUUAAACACCUUCCUCCAGCGGUCCCCGUUCCAGCCCAAGCAGCGCUACCUCAACUGGGUGCAGCCCCGCUUCAGGAAGCCCCCUGCCGCCCUGCAGCGCAAGCCCUUCUACCCCAGAUACCGCCUCCCCUCGAGGCCACUGGCCGCUCCCAGAUUCCCUCCGCCACAAGAUCCGUUUUACCAGUCGCCCCCAAAGGGAUACUUGUCCGACAGUAAGGGACAACUGGAGAAAUACAUUGAGCAGCUACUCAUGAAGAGGCCUCGGGUGCAAGACUGAAAGUGGCGAGCCAGCCCGGGAAGGCGGGGCUUAAGGAAGAGAACGGAUCCGGUGCCGAGGAGUGUUUCUAUUUUUGUCAUCAUCCGAUCCAUUCCGGAAGGGCUUUAAUCGGCCCGCUUCUGAACUCCCAAAACAUUCGAACAAUCAAAGGACGGUCAAUCAAUCUCACCACAUGGCCAGAAGAAUACACAGGAAUGACUGAAGCGUCACUGUGUUGUUUUUAUUAUUUGUGCACGUUCAAUUUCACAUACUGUGUAUGCGGUUGGCCUUUCAAACAAAAGAGCAAAAACGACAUUUGCGAAAAGGACGUACAGUAUUUGAUGGCGGGGGCAGCGAGGCAGCACUGUAAUGACUCUGGUGACUCAUCCCUUUGCACAACUUCAAUUACCUUGUUGCUAUAGUGCCAAAGUCUACAUGCCAUUCCUUUUCUUUUACUGCCAAGAUCUGCUGGGAGCACUUAAGUGUGUGUGUGUGUGGGGGGGCACUGCCCUCGAAAUAUUCUUGGACACCCCAGGUGUAUAAUCGACUUUUGGAUCGUUUUUUUCCUGAUAUUUUCUUUCAACAUUUCCCCAUUUUGGGGGUUUGUCAAAAAUAUAUGUUUUGCAGACCCCUGAGAUAUCUUUGGGCCGCCCCCUGCCCCCCCCCCCCCCCUCUCUUGAAAGAAUUCCUAGCUCCGCCAGUGGCUCGGAGUCACAUUGCUGGACAAAAACAAAAAAUUGCAAUAAGACCCAGCGGAAUGGGGUAAGGAUUUGACCCAGCAUGUUGGGUCAAGAUUUCGAUCCAAUAAACUACCCAUACGCAUGAUAAGUGAAGAGACCAAAAAAUAGGUUACCAGGUUGUGGUGAAAAGUAAUAUGUUCCUGCAAAGAAGCAACUUUCCCUCCCGCACGAAAAAUUAAAUUGAAUUCCAUUUGGUAAUGUUUAAACCAGGUUGCGCAAUCACUAUUCUACAUUUGUCAGUUGAAGUUGUUUACAUAUUGAUAACAUAUACGCUGCCUUACAGGUCACUGUGACAUUGUUAGCAUUUAUUCAUUCAUUUUGCUCAUCUUUUUUUUUUUUUGUAUGAUCCAUGAGCUCCACUUGGGGAAUGUAAACACACACGGAAUGAUUCCAAAAAGCUGCUUCAGGACUAAGAAGUGUCUUCACAGGCGAGAAGGGGAAAUGGCCAUGUUGCUUUUUGGACAUUUUGUGACUAUUAUUUGUUGCUAAGGGGAGAAGAAAAUAAAUUUGCCAUGUGGCCAUAAUAUUCCCAAAUCACGGCAUCGACAAUCUCAACAAAUUCAUCCCAACCGCUCUCAUGAAAACAAGUUUUGUAAUUUGUACCAAACUGAUAUUUGUAUGAGAUCAAGAUGGCAUCUGCGUGUAAAGAAGUGUGCACGUUUAGGUAUAAUUGCAUCUAAAAUGUCUUCUCUUACGAGAUUCCAACGCAACAAUGAAAAAGAAUUUAAAAAAAAAAAUGUCUUCAAGAUGACAGAAGCAAUGUUGUCGUACCUUGAGAUGAUCCUUGUUUGAGUGAUGUACUGUUGUUGCCUGUACAAGACCUCUUUAGAUGUAUCUUGUUCAAAUUGUCCAAUAAACAUGCGUUUGCUGGAUAUGCAAGUAUGCGCAUGUCAAUGACUACUUUUGCUACACACAAAGAAACCAAUAAA
Messenger RNA from Syngnathus typhle (broad-nosed pipefish), 4237 nucleotides. It is a transcript of the gene vgf, whose product is annotated as VGF nerve growth factor inducible. Lineage: Eukaryota; Metazoa; Chordata; Actinopteri; Syngnathiformes; Syngnathidae. Gene Ontology annotation, molecular function: neuropeptide hormone activity. The record is from RefSeq and is a predicted model, not a curated record. The coding region runs from base 871 to 2589 and encodes 572 amino acids. The transcript is spliced from 3 exons.